AUGCCUCCAGACGAACUUACGUAUUGGCAGAGCGAAGCGACAGUCGAGUGGCGAUCGGCGAUUUGGCACCGCACCUGGCAGACGAUUGGCGCGGGGCUGGCAGGGGCCCCGGUGGCGAUGCCAAACGUCCUCGCUGAUUUGGCACCGCGCGCUCGGCACCUCGCUGGCGGAAUUUAUGCGGACGUCUUUGGCAGGCCGCCGUGGGUAAUGGCCGCUGCGGAACUAUGCCUUUUGGCUGGAUGCGGGAAAUGGAAAUGCCAAGCGGCAAGGGUCAGCACCCAUAAGGCCAACUGUUUCGCCUACACAAAGCGACAAAAUGAUUCAACACCGAUUUCUGAAAGGCAGCACAUCCUAAAUUGUCUUCGUAACGCGAUCCCCCCCCCCCCCCCCCCCCAGCACGCCAUCCGACGAAGAAAUCCCUCUCCGACAGAAAUUGAGCCGGUACGGGCGGGUGGAAAAAAUACGCCGCGCGUAAAAAAUCCCGCGUGUGUGAUUAGACCCCUGCGUCGCCAACCGGCCUAUUGGAACUUCGACCUUGCGACGUCACGUUUGGGCCCGUUUUGCGGUGAC
Molecule: messenger RNA, 570 nt
Organism: Iphiclides podalirius (scarce swallowtail)
Lineage: Eukaryota; Metazoa; Arthropoda; Insecta; Lepidoptera; Papilionidae
Source: the annotation of a GenBank genome assembly